UUAAGCAAUAUAAUAAAAUUAUUCCAGAUGUUUUCAUUCGAUAUUUUUAUCGUUUAUAUAAACAAUCGAAUUAAUCAAUUCAAUAUCAACUCUUUCGAGAGAUAACGCUGCAGGAUACGAAAUAUGGCGGUAUCAGGGCAAAUCAAUUCAGUUCUCUUAGUGAAAUGCCACUCAAUUAACCAAGCUGGAAAUUCCGAAUCGUCAUCAAAUAAAACAAAAGAUCUGGAUAAAAACUCGAAAAGUUUUAAUGAAAAUUCAAAGAGUAAAACAGUGCAAGAAAGGAAAAGAAGCGAACAAGAAAUAGGAGAAAAUAAGAAAACUUUUAAUCAAUUAGUAGUUAAGAGUAAACGUAACAGUAAAGUUGCUUCUCUAACAGAUUGGAACGAACUAAAUACUCGUUUUGAAACAGCACGAAAAUUAUUUGAAGAAAAAUGGGAGAAUCCAUCUGAGCCGUCGGAACAAGUAGAAAAUUUUAAAGUAUUAAAAAUAUUGGGAACGGGUUCAUUCGGUAAAGUUGUAUUGGUUCAGCAUAAAACAACAGAAGAAUAUUAUGCUAUGAAAGUCUUGGAUAAACAAAAGAUAGUGAAAUUAAAACAAGUAGACCAUACUCUUAAUGAAAAGAGAAUUUUAGAUGCCAUAAAUUUUCCAUUCUUAGUCAAUCUCAAAUUUUAUUUCAAGGACAAUAUUAAUUUAUAUAUGAUUCAAGAUUUUAUUCAAGGAGGUGAAAUGUUUUCUCAUUUGAGGAGAUUGGGAAGAUUCAGUGAAAAUUUCGCAAGUUUCUACGCUUGUCAAGUCGUAAUGUCGUUCGAAUAUCUUCAUUCCUUGGAUAUUCUAUACAGAGAUUUAAAACCCGAAAAUAUUCUUAUUGACGAAAUUGGAUAUAUACGAAUAACGGAUUUCGGAUUUGCGAAACGAGUAAAAGGAAGAACAUGGACGUUAUGUGGAACCCCAGAAUAUUUAGCUCCUGAAAUAAUUUUAAGCAAGGGAUACAAUAAAGCAGUAGAUUGGUGGUCUUUGGGCGUUUUAAUAUACGAAAUGGUAGCGGGUUAUCCACCAUUUUUUGCAGAUCAACCGAUACAAAUUUAUGAAAAAAUUGUUUCGGGAAGAGUAAAAUUUCCAUCUCACUUUACAGACUCUUUGAAAGAUAUCUUGAAGAAUUUAUUGCAAAUAGAUUUAACCAAAAGAUACGGAAAUUUAAAAAAUGGAGUUAACGAUAUCAAAAAGCAUAUAUGGUUUUCAAAGUUAGACUGGGUUGCUAUUUAUGAAAAAAAGGUAAAAGCUCCGUUAAUUCCUAAAGUUACUUCUAAAGGAGAUAGUCGCCAUUUUGAUACAUACGCCGAACCGACAAAUAUUAUUAGGAAUACGGUCACGAAUAGAUGUGCGGAGGAAUUUGCAGAAUUUUAAAUGUAUUUUUAGUUAAGAAUUUCCAAAAUAUAAAUAUUGUACAGUGCCAUUAAAAUGAAUUCAUGAAAAUAAUUCAAGCUAUUAUCCAAAACGUCCGGAUUCAAUUUCCGGUUUUAUUUUACUAACCAACUUGCUCCUAUAAUAGCUGAAAUUCGAAAGGAGGAAAAAUUAUCGUAUAUUUUUCAAUUUUACUUUUUUUGUAUAUAAACAAUGUAAUAUUUUGAAUAAAAUAUUGUUAAAAAUUG
Centruroides sculpturatus (bark scorpion) is the source of this 1649-nucleotide messenger RNA. Its product is annotated as cAMP-dependent protein kinase catalytic subunit beta-like. Gene Ontology annotation, molecular function: ATP binding; cAMP-dependent protein kinase activity. The transcript has 11 exons. Lineage: Eukaryota; Metazoa; Arthropoda; Arachnida; Scorpiones; Buthidae. The coding region runs from base 124 to 1404 and encodes 426 amino acids. Gene Ontology annotation, cellular component: cAMP-dependent protein kinase complex; nucleus. The record is from RefSeq and is a predicted model, not a curated record. Gene Ontology annotation, biological process: peptidyl-serine phosphorylation.